Molecule: messenger RNA, 2424 nt
Organism: Cricetulus griseus (Chinese hamster)
Lineage: Eukaryota; Metazoa; Chordata; Mammalia; Rodentia; Cricetidae
Gene: Gosr1
Product: golgi SNAP receptor complex member 1
Biological process (GO): vesicle fusion; endoplasmic reticulum to Golgi vesicle-mediated transport
Cellular component (GO): Golgi medial cisterna; Golgi membrane; cis-Golgi network
Molecular function (GO): SNAP receptor activity
Source: RefSeq, marked provisional
CUCCUGUCCCGAAUGACGUUGGGCAACAAAGAUGGCGGCGGGGACCAGCAAUUACUGGGAAGAUCUCAGGAAACAAGCUCGACAGCUGGAAAAUGAACUUGACCUGAAACUAGUUUCCUUCAGUAAACUGUGCACAAGUUACAGUCACAGCAGCGCCCGAGAUGGAGGACGCGAUAGGUAUAGUUCUGACACAACACCCCUAUUAAAUGGAUCAAGUCAAGACAGAAUGUUUGAGACAAUGGCAAUUGAAAUUGAACAGCUUUUGGCAAGGCUUACAGGGGUAAAUGAUAAAAUGGCAGAGUAUACCAACAGUGCAGGGGUCCCCUCAUUGAAUGCAGCACUGAUGCACACGUUGCAGCGACAUAGAGACAUUCUACAGGAUUAUACACAUGAAUUCCAUAAAACCAAAGCAAACUUUAUGGCAAUACGGGAAAGGGAAAAUCUCAUGGGAUCAGUACGAAAAGAUAUUGAGUCAUAUAAAAGCGGGUCUGGAGUAAACAACAGGAGAACUGAACUGUUUUUGAAAGAACAUGACCACCUUCGAAACUCUGAUCGUCUGAUAGAAGAAACAAUACGUUUUCCUGCUGUAAACAGCCUGAUACAAAGGAUCAACCUUAGGAAGCGACGGGACUCGCUCAUCCUUGGAGGGGUCAUCGGCAUCUGUACCAUUCUGUUGCUGCUGUAUGCGUUCCACUGAAAGGACAGCCCCAGGACUCUGCCCACCGCCUUCAUGCCCUGAUCUGGAGUGGGGAAAUGAGGAAGGAGAAAACUGCCCUGGCUAUGAGCCUGGUAGCCAGAUGAAUUCUAAACUGCACCCAUGACUCGGACCUGGUCAGACUGAGCUGAAGCCACAGUUUUCCUGUGCUAUCUUUUCUAAUACACAUUACUCUGUUUUUUAAUUUUAAAAACAACAAAAGGUUUUCAGUCGCUUGUGUCUCCCUAGGAGGUAAGCAAGCAGAGGCCGAGAACCUGGGCUUCAGUGACUGGUGAAGCCUGAUGACCAGCAGGCCUCAUAGCUGGACUCCUCACAGUACCAGGCUCUCCACAUCCAAAGAUGGCUUUGCUUUCAGCCACGAGAUUGGGUGUGAAUAAAAAUAAUUCUUGUCCUUUUAUUUAACACUUGUGAUGAGAAGUCAGCUGUCCUUUGCUGAUACUCGGUGAUCUAGAUUCUCCUCUGUGUCCCUAAUUCUUGGUAGUCAAGAAAAAUUCCAUUUUGCGACAAUUUUGUCAGAUGCUGAUAGACCAGCUUCAUCACAUGUGAGGUUGUCUGAAAUGGAAAGCUCUGUAGAAAGGGUGUGUCUUUUCUGUUUCAGUUGUGAGCACUAGGUCAGCUGUGCGGCUGGAAACGUCAAGAAUGCAGAUCUUGCACUGAGGAGCUGGACAUUGCUCAUUAGUUCUCCCAUUGGGUUAGUAUAUGCUUCUACGUGGUAAAAUCACAUUACCACUGGACAGACAAACAGCCAGUGUCUGUCAUUGCCCUCAGUGGUCCCUCAUCCUGUGAAGAUUAAUAUUAGGAACUGAGGGAGGGGACUGUGGCUCUCAGUGAGAUCUGCUCACGAGCCACAUGUGAGAAGACACUGAAGGGUGGCUCUCCAUGUCAUUCCAUAUGACAGUGCUCUUCAUCCUGGAUCAAAGGCUUUAUUACUGUAGCCUGAUUCGAAGGAACUCUGCCCUGUGAGGACCUAUCAUUCCUCAUCUGUUAGGCUCUACACCCCCAAGCCAUGGUCCCACCAUUGAAGGUGCCUGUGACUCCUUUCCACCUAUUUAUUGCUAUGGACAGUGACAGAGAUUAAGUGCUUUUCUAGGUUAGCCAUUUCUUAGCAUCUGAAUUUGAUAAUUUGUCUUACUGAGCUAACAGAUAUUUUAAAGACAUCCAGCGUUUUUGCUCACCGAGAGAGAUGGCUGCUAGUCCCCGCUGGCACAUCCUCUGGCACCACAGGCAAUGAGAGGGUGUUAGGGUGGAGCUCUUCACCACCUCAUGGUGUGGGGAUGGUGCCGCUGGGCGGACUUGAUACACUUAAUGCUCAUGGAUAGACUGACAUCGGUCUGGGACUGACUGAGAGGUUUGUCUUCUGGUGUUGAAGUGUUAGUACAUUCUGGGUAUGAAAGGCAUUCGAUAUAUUUUUCUUAAUUAUGGGGUUUAUUUUUCUAAAUAUGGGUUAAUCAGCUUGUUGACUGGGCAUGCCCUUAAAAGGAAUUUAAAUUUCCCACUGUGGACCUUAAAGAAUCAGGGAAUUUUGUUUGUUAAAUUCUCUUUGGGAGAACAGAACUUCUCUUCCCUGACCACUUUAUUAUCUUUGAUUUUUUUCAAAGGGCCUCGAUUGGUGGUUGUGCCUCAGCUAGACUUUAUGGGACUUUGGUUGUUAUAUAGUGGGCAUAUAUAAAGCCUGAAGUAUACUAAAUAAAGUUAUUUAUUUAAAUAUA